CACAACACCGGCCGGGAAACUUUUUAAUGGAAACGCCAAGUGCAACUUUACCGUUCAACUAUGUUUAAUCGCCAAAAUGAUACAGUUCUGCUUAACAGUGCUACUGCUCCUAAUCUCGCCGGUCCUGAGUGCUGACUGGAGUGCCAGCUGCCCGGCGAGCUGCAUCUGCAAGUGGUCCAGCGGCAAGAAAUCGGCCAUCUGCAACAGUUUGGGCUUCACUUCGAUUCCGUCUAAUCUGAGCACGGAACUGCAAGUGCUGGUGCUGAACGAGAAUAACAUAGCGUACUUGAAUCGGGAGGAGUUUACGGGCCAAGGGUUGGUAAAUUUGCAGAAGAUACACUUGCGGCACUCGCGAGUGAAGUAUGUACAUAAGGAGGCGUUCGUGAAUCUGAAGAUUCUAAUUGAGGUGGAUCUGAGUGAGAAUGAGAUUGAGUCCCUGGACAAGCAGACGUUUUCCGGGAACAAUCGGUUGAGGAUUAUCAAUUUGUACGAUAAUCCGUUGAAGGAGCUGGUGCCGGAUCAGUUUCCGGUUUUACCGUACUUGAGGAACAUCGAUCUACAUGGAUGUAAGCUGACGAAGGUGGCCGAGACGGCGUUCUCGAACUUGGAUCAGCUGGAGUAUUUGGAUUUGACCAAAAACCAGCUAGAGAGUUUGCCACGGUAUGUGUUUAAUCAUAUGAAGAACCUGAAGACGCUGAUGCUGGAGGAGAAUCCGUGGCGAUGUGAUUGCAGGUUAAGGGAGUUUCGUGGAUGGUAUCUGAAUAACUCGUUGAACAGGCGGAGUUUGAAAUGUUAUCAGCCGUUCAGUUUACGGGGUUCCGCAUGGGAGACGAUAGAGACGGAUCAGUUUGGCUGUACGCCUCAUGUGGAUAUUUAUAGGGACGCCGUGGACGAUAUAGGGGAGCUCGGUGCGAAUGUCACGUACAAAUGUGUGGCUUACGGAGAUCCAGAACCGACGGUAACGUGGGAUCUAAAUGGACGAAUUGUGGACGCAGAUAAUAUGGUGCUCGAGCAUGAGCGCUUGGUCAGUUAUGAUGGAAAUGUUACCCUGUGGGCUAACCUGACGGUUGUAAAUAUCACCGGAAAUGACCCCGGAUACUACACCUGUACUGCCACCAACAAGAUCGGGUUCGUGAGUAAAAACUUCAGUCUGAUACUGCCUGAAGCGGUAGAGCCGGUGAUUAUAAAAACUCCGGAGACAUUCUGGUACUUUGGACUGAUCCUUGGUAUUUUCGGAACCAUCUUCGGGCUUCUCUCGUUUUCGGUGGUGAUAUGUCUGUGCAAGAGAAAGCUCAGAACCAGGCGGAGAAAGAAGAAUAUCAAGAGUAGUGUAAGUUUUAACGACCAAGAGAAGAAACUGCUCGACUUGAGUAUAACGACCAACGAGCGGCAGGAGUUUAGUGCGAGUGAUAUCAUGACUCCGUCGACCAAGACGGACUCAACCAUUGCGAUGGAACCGGUUCAGAUAACCAUCGAAUCGAUAGCAGCUAAACGGGAAGAGUUCCCUCUGAACGUUGGAGUUUUCCCUCCACCUCCAGAGUUUUGUUCUCAGAUGGUUCCGAACCCUGCCUAUGGGAACAUCUUCAUCUCCGUUUCGGUGACGCAGGACGCGCUGGACAAUCCAGAUCUGAACAUGUACCCGGACCUACUGAACAUUCCCAAUCGAUCCAAGGGUAAACUGAUCCCGGUGAAUGUGUCGUCGUACGCUACGCUACCUCGCAAGAACCGUCCAGCGUUGGCAGCACCCUCGACUAGCAGCAGUAGUCAACCGCCUUCGCUAACGGCGGUUCCACCUCCAACCAUUCCCGUUCAACAGCUUCCAAUGGCGGCCUCUACCAGUGGCGGCGGAACGUCCGUUAUGGCCUCGAUCGAGCCUCUUCAGCUGCAGGACAGUAUCGUCAAUUACUCGAACAUCGAAGAGUCUUGCGAGAUCACCGGCUUUGGCAGCACGUCUUCCAUGUGUCAGGAGUGUAGCAAAUUGAUGAACGCAUCCGGCAAGAUGAACGUCCGGUUUAGCAAGGCCGACCUCGUGAACCGAUGCGAGAACAGCUUCCCUUGCCUGAAGUACGACAACAUGGGCCGAAGGUACACGGCCAGUGGCAAUUCGACCCUUGCCCAUCCCAACGGAGACUCUCAAGCAGGAGGAGUCAUCAUCGAACAGGAGAGCGUCUUCAUGAAGAAAGAAAUCGAACCGAUUCCGGAAAUUCCAACGCCUCCACAUCCACCGGCAACUCCAACGACGGGUCCGGGACCCAGCCUCAGCCCCGGGACGACAACCAUCGGCACGGCAGCCGUAUUCGUUACCGGAAAUGACUAUGUCUCGCUGUAGUGUUCUCUGCUCCAAUAAUCC
Uranotaenia lowii is the source of this 2350-nucleotide messenger RNA. RefSeq lists its product as uncharacterized. The record is from RefSeq and is a predicted model, not a curated record. The transcript is spliced from 2 exons. Lineage: Eukaryota; Metazoa; Arthropoda; Insecta; Diptera; Culicidae. Bases 77 to 2329 code for a protein of 750 amino acids. Gene Ontology annotation, molecular function: protein binding.